AUGUUUUCUGCGCGUUGCUCGCUAUUUUUUCCCUUUUACAGCGGUCUUGCCCGGACCUUCGGGAGGGCUGCUUUUGCCCGGCCUACCCCGGUCGCCCGUCGCGUUCCUUCCAAGAUCAAUGCCUUCCCUUCCCUUGCCAGGUUGGCCAGCACUGAGGCCGGCGCUAGCGGCAAGAUUCACCAGGUCAUUGGUGCCGUCGUUGACGUGAAGUUCGAGGGUGAGAAGCUCCCUGCCAUUCUCAACGCCAUUGAGACCGAGAACAAUGGCCAGAAGCUCGUGCUCGAGGUUUCUCAACACUUGGGUGAGAACGUCGUCCGUACUAUUGCUAUGGAGGGUACCGAGGGUUUGACUCGUGGUGCCGCUGCUCGCGACACUGGUGCUCCCAUCACCAUCCCUGUCGGUCCCGGCACCCUGGGCCGUAUCCUCAACGUCACCGGUGACCCCGUCGACGAGCGUGGUCCCGUCAAGGCCACCAAGUACGCCCCUAUUCACGCCGAGGCCCCUGAGUUCGUUGAGCAGUCCACUGAGGGUGAGAUUCUUGUCACUGGUAUCAAGGUCGUCGACCUGCUUGCCCCCUACGCCCGUGGUGGUAAGAUUGGUCUCUUCGGUGGUGCCGGUGUCGGUAAGACCGUCUUCAUUCAGGAGUUGAUUAACAACAUUGCCAAGGCUCACGGUGGUUACUCCGUCUUCACUGGUGUCGGUGAGCGUACCCGUGAGGGUAACGAUCUGUACCACGAAAUGCAGGAGACUGGUGUCAUUCAGCUCGACGGUGAAUCCAAGGUCGCCCUUGUGUUCGGUCAGAUGAACGAGCCCCCAGGUGCCCGUGCCCGUGUCGCCCUUACCGGUCUGACCAUUGCCGAGUACUUCCGUGACGAGGAGGGUCAGGAUGUGCUGCUCUUCAUUGACAACAUUUUCCGUUUCACCCAGGCCGGUUCUGAGGUGUCUGCCCUUCUUGGUCGUAUCCCCUCUGCUGUCGGUUACCAGCCCACUCUGGCCGUCGACAUGGGUGGUAUGCAGGAGCGUAUUACCACCACCACCAAGGGUUCCAUUACCUCCGUCCAGGCCGUCUACGUCCCUGCUGACGAUUUGACUGACCCUGCCCCCGCCACCACUUUCGCUCACUUGGACGCCACCACUGUCUUGUCCCGUGGUAUUUCCGAGUUGGGUAUCUACCCUGCUGUCGACCCUCUUGACUCCAAGUCUCGUAUGCUCGACCCCCGUAUCGUCGGUCAGGAACACUACGACACCGCCACCCGUGUCCAGCAGAUGCUCCAGGAGUACAAGUCCCUCCAGGAUAUCAUUGCCAUUCUGGGUAUGGACGAACUUUCUGAGGCUGACAAGCUCACUGUCGAGCGUGCCCGUAAGCUUCAGCGUUUCCUGAGCCAGCCUUUCACCGUCGCCCAGGUUUUCACUGGUAUCGAGGGUAAGCUGGUUGACCUUAAGGACACCAUCCGCUCCUUCAAGGCCAUCAUCAACGGAGAGGCUGAUGACCUUCCUGAGGCUGCUUUCUACAUGGUUGGUGACCUCGAGUCCGCCCGUGCCAAGGGUGAGAAGCUCCUGGCCGAGCUCGAGAACAAGGCCUAA
This is a messenger RNA of Aspergillus pseudotamarii, 1584 nucleotides long. Its product is annotated as F1F0 ATP synthase subunit beta. Lineage: Eukaryota; Fungi; Ascomycota; Eurotiomycetes; Eurotiales; Aspergillaceae. The transcript is spliced from 7 exons. The coding region runs from base 1 to 1584 and encodes 527 amino acids. Gene Ontology annotation, molecular function: ATP binding; ATP hydrolysis activity; proton-transporting ATP synthase activity, rotational mechanism. Gene Ontology annotation, biological process: proton motive force-driven mitochondrial ATP synthesis; proton transmembrane transport. The record is from RefSeq and is a predicted model, not a curated record.